UUGUGUAAAGAGAGAGUGGUUAAGAGACUGAUUUGAGAGAGCCACAAGAAGAAAAUGCAGUGUUCUAAAGAAGCACUUGCUAGUUUGUUCUACAAUGUCUCCACCUCCUUUCAACUUCUCUUCCUCUUCUUCUACUUCACCUCUAUUCUUCUUGCCAAAUUCUUCCACUUCCUUGGUGGUAAUCCUUUUCUUCAAAGAAAUCAGGGUGAAUAUGAAUAUGGUUUGUUUACGGACGAAGAAGAGGAAGAAGAUAAUGGGUACUUUCAUGUCGAGUGCACAGAGAAAGAUCAUCUGGUGGCUGAUAUUAUUCGUGGCGGCGAAGCACUAUCCUUUUUGCCUACCAGCAGCAUCCAAGAAGAUCAAAUUUUUUCUGAAGAGAUCUUUACUCACCAGCCUAUAUUUGAAAAAUCUGAUGACAGUUUUGUCACAGAACAUUCGUCCAUGUAUAACACUCCGGUCUCAGAAUCGGAAAUUGAUGGCGAAGAGGUGGUUGAAGAACAAAUUCUAACAAGAAAGAAUGUUUCUACUUAUCAUAUUUCUAAUACAAAUAAUGUUGAGACCACCUCUCCAAUGAACAUGGACCUAAACAAAAAUGGUUUGGCAACUCAUGACAGAACUCAUGAUGUAGAAAAUCGUGAUAAAGGAAAAAAUGAAAGCAUGAAAGUGGAGGCCAAUUUUACACGAGAUGAAAACUUCUUGAUUUUUGCACCUCCCAAGUUGGAGACCAAGAAGUUCCAAAUUCAAGAAAAGGAUGACGAUGAGAUUUUCGGUGACACGUGCACGGUUGGUUCUACUUCAAAGAGCUCAUCUGAAUGGAGGAGUUCCAUUAAUUGUAGAGAUUCAGGGACUGAAGAUCCAUUUUCAUCUUCGUCGCGAAGAAGUUGCCCCAAGUGGGAGUCUUACACUGUAUUCCAAAAAUAUGAUGAAGAAAUGCUGUUCCUAGAUAGAAUUAGUGCACAAAAGCUCCAUGAGACAGAGUCACUGAGGUCUAUACAGGCAUGUCCAAGAUCGAUUUCAGAAAGGAUUGUUCAUAAGCUGGUGACCAAAAACAAAAGCUCAUCAGAUUUCCGGCAAAACCCAUAUCAUGAACUAGAGGCAGCCUAUGUAGCUCAAAUUUGUUUGACAUGGGAAGCUCUGAAUUGGAACUACAAGUACUUUCAUGGAUUAAGAGCUUCACAUCGUGAAUCUGACCCCGGUUGUCCUGCUCACAUUGCUCAGCAAUUUCAACAAUUCCAGGUUCUUUUACAGCGGUAUAUAGAGAAUGAGCCUUAUGAACACGGACGUCGACCAGAGAUUUAUGCCAGGAUGAGAAGUUUGGCACCAAAGCUGCUUCAAGUGCCAGAGUAUCGAGAUUCUGUGGAUGAACAAAAGGAAGGUUUCCACUCAAGAAUAUCAUCAGCGUCAUUUCUUCUUAUAAUGGAAGAAGCAAUCCGAACAUUCAUGAAUUUUCUCAAGGCAGAUAGGGAGAAUCACUGCCAAAUAUUAUUGGCAGCUUUUUUCAAGAGAAACCGGAGAGGCUCAGUUGAUCCAGCACUUCUUCUCCUACUCAAGAAAGUGAAUAACAAGAAGAAGUUGAAGCUUAAGGAUCUUCGCCGCACUCGGAAGUGCUUGAGAAAAAGAAGGUUAAAGGAGGAGGAAGAGAAGGAGAUAUUGAUGGCAUUGAUUGACCUAAAAGUGGUUUCUAGGGUUUUGAGGAUGAAUCAGCUAGGUGAAGAACAGGUGCAGUGGUGUGAGAACAAGAUGAGCAAAGUGAGAGUCUCUGAUGGGAAGCUUCAAAGAGAUUCUUCCCCACUUUUCUUCCCUGCACACUGAGCCCACCAUGUUUAUGUUGCUUGAUGACUAGGUGAUGAAUGUGCAUGACUGCAUGGGGUUGAAUAUCCUAGCCACCCUUUUUUGUAAAUAUCAUAAGAAAAUGAUUUAGAGGGACCCACAGAUCAAAGUUAACAACAUGUGGGUGACAAAGAUUUUGGGAAUCCAUGAAAGAGGGUUAAAGAUGGUUGGCUCUGUGAUUUCAUUGAACAAUCAAAGUGAAAGACGAAUGACAAAGCAAGGAACAUGAAGAUAGAGACAAGGUAGCUUUAGUGCUCUUUAUCUUUUUAAUUAAAUUAGGGUUUAUCAAUUAGGGAUUUCAGCUGAAUUAGAAAGGCAAAGUUGAAUCACAUGGAGUGGAAUAAAAAGGUAGCACAUGAUACACUCAAUGGAUAAAAGCCUAACUAGUAUGGUCCCACUUGUAUUGGAUGAAAAUAAAGACGAACAAAUAAUUUAAUUGACCAAAUUUGAUGUGUCCAGCUAGAGUGCACAAAAUAUCAUGUAAUUACAUAUAUAGCUUUAUGUCAUGUAUAUAUUUACAUCUCAGCACACAGCUUGCUAAGUCAGCUUUUCAUUUAAUUACGUAUCAAUAUUUUAGUUC
Cornus florida is the source of this 2410-nucleotide messenger RNA. RefSeq lists its product as uncharacterized. The coding region runs from base 55 to 1812 and encodes 585 amino acids. NCBI's taxonomy places the organism in Eukaryota, Viridiplantae, Streptophyta, Magnoliopsida, Cornales, Cornaceae. The record is from RefSeq and is a predicted model, not a curated record. The transcript is spliced from 6 exons.